Messenger RNA from Rotaria sp. Silwood1, 5667 nucleotides. The record is from the annotation of a GenBank genome assembly. Lineage: Eukaryota; Metazoa; Rotifera; Eurotatoria; Philodinida; Philodinidae.
AUGAAAUUUACACAAAGAAUUUUAUGUAUUAUUUCAAUCUUAAUUUUUAUUAAAUCAUAUUUAUGUCAACAUGAACAAUAUUUGAGAAUUUUAUACAAUGAUAUUAAUAAUACCGAUAUCUUAUCGUCGAAUGCUACGUUAACUCUCGACAAUGCUCUUACAGAAGAUUCAUUCAAUAGCAGUAAUUUUAUACCCGAGACGAUUAUUGAAUAUUCAUCAACAAUUGACAUACCUAAGAAAUAUAUUACUGCUGAAGAAGAUUAUACAUCAAUUGAAUCAAUUGCUUUUUCUAUUCUUACAAAUCAACAAAUAUCAAAAACAAUAACUAUUCUUGCUGGUAUUGCCAAUGAGAAUAUUAGUUAUGCAUUUAAUAUUGAAAAUGGUCGAUUGAAAUUUACUUUUUCACAAGAUAAUCUACCUGAGGUAGUAUUAACAACAAAAAAUGAUACAAAUUUAAUUAAUAAUGGACAAUGGCAUCGAUUAUAUAUUGAACGAUCAAAUAGAAAGUUGCGAUAUACUCUUGAUAAUGUUGAACAAUCAGAUAAUGAACUGUCUGAUAAAUGGCAAGAAAGAACAAAUAUUUUCAUUGGAGCACAAUUAACAAUUGUACCCGAUAGUAAUUAUAAUGGUAAAAUUGAUGAUAUUAUAGUGUCUAAUGCGAAUCGAUCUUUAAAUCUUCGUGAAGGAGAUAUUUCAGAUGAGAACUUUGAAGAUUCUAUAAUAACGACAAUUUCAUUAGCUAUAAAUCAAUCUGAAUUAAUUCAAACGAUUGCUUUUCUUCCAAAUGACAAUAAUGAAAUCAUAUUUCCAUCCCCAAUCAAAUCAUUCUUUAAAACAUUUUCAUUUUUAUUUCGUACAUAUUCAAAUCAUAGUACACUUAUACAAUUUGGCGAAAUUCAUUUAAAUAUUGAUAUUGAUGGUUAUCUAACAUUAGUCAUUCGAGAUCAAUCAGCACAAAGAAUUUUCUCAAAUGAAAAACAAAAACCAAUUAAUGAUGGAAAGCUUUAUUUCGUACAAUUAGAACUAAAUAAUCAAACUCUCAAAGCAUGGAUAAAUACAAAUAAGAAAAUUUCUAUUCAAUUUUCAACAUCAUAUUUAAUCAUUGAAAAUUUUAUAUUUGGUUUACAUAAUCAAUUUAUUGGUUGUAUAGAAAAUGUAACUUAUAACAAUGAAAUAUUCUCAUUUGAAGAUAUAUCAUUAAAUCGACAACAAUGUUUCUUGAAUGAUAUUACAAUAAAAUCCAUAUACGAUAUUUCUAUUGAUCAAAUUAUUUCAUUUAAAGAAAAUGAUCGUCCUUUAAUUAUUACUUUUGAUUAUCCUGAAGAAUUUCAUAUGUUUUCAUUGUUUUUUUCUACACAAGAAUCCAAUAGUAUUAUUUGUUCAUUAGCUGAUAGUACAUAUGAAAAUUUUAUUAUAUUAAGUAUUCGUCAUGAAUAUUUAUUCUUAACAUAUUAUAAUAAACGAAGACAACCAAUAGAAAUUUCAAUAAAUAAUUUAAUUAAUGAUAAAAAUGAACAUAAAAUAACCGUAAAAUUAAUUAAUCAAAAUUAUUUAUUAUUUGAACUUGAUGAAAAUACAAAAAUAGAAAAUGUAUUUGAUAUAUUUUAUAUAAAUACGAUUUAUAUUGGCAAAUUAGAUCAUUUUAUUAAAGAACAAUUAUCAAAUUUCAAUGGAGACGAUUUUAUUGGUUGUAUAAAAAAUGUUAUGUUAAAUAAAAAAUCAUUGAUCGAAUUAAAACAUAUUUAUCCGUUAGAUAGAUUAGCAAGUACUUGUCAAAACACUAUACGUGAACCCAAAAAUGUUAUUUCAUAUAUUUCAUCAGAUGUGAGUUUUUCUAUUCGGGAUUAUCAUGAUAUAAUUGAACUUCAAAUUCCAUCGAAUGAUGAAUUUUAUGAAUGUCAAAUAGCAAUAAAAACUCAAUCAUUAAAUGGUAUCAUAGCAUCAAUAUAUUCAAAUGAUGAUAAUUAUGGUCUUAUACUUUCUUUAAAGGAAGGAAAAUUACAAUUACACUAUUAUUUAUCACAUAAUAUGACCUUAUUAUUAAUUUUUAAUGAUAAUGAAACAAUUAAUGAUGGACAGGAACAUUAUAUUUUAAUUUUUCGUCAAUUUUCAAAUAAAAAUAUGUAUAUAAAAAUAGAUAAUCGUACAACAAAUAUAUCUAAUCUUUCAUCUUUAUCGUUAUUUUUUGAUGUUAUAACUAUUGGCGGAUCAGAUCGUAUUGUAUCUGAUAAUUUAUUUGUUGGAUGUUUUGCUAAUAUAACAUAUAAUCAUCAUCCAUUAUUACCUGAAGGCAUUGUGAAAUCUGAUCGUUAUGAUUGUUUUUGUGAUCAAGGUUCAAUAUGUGAUAGACAAAUGCCUUGUAAUAGUAUUCAACCUUUACAAUUUUGUGGUCAAACUGAUUGUUCACUAGUUUGUACAUCAUCAUUAUCGUCAUCAUCAUUAAUUCAUAUGAAUAAUAAAGGUUCACUUCGAUAUUUUACUCAAAUUGAAUCAGGACAAUAUGAACAAAUUUAUUUAAUGAUAUUUACAAUAUCAGAUAAUUCAGUUUUAUUUACAACAGAAAAUGGUUCUAUACAAGUAUCAAUUGUCAUUCAGAAUUAUUAUCCACGUUUAAUUAUUCGAAAUGGUGGAAUCAUUUAUACAUAUGAUUUUCCUGGACGUGUCAGGGGUGAUCAAUGGCAUGUUUUACAAUGUCAAAAAACAAUAAACACCAUUGAUUUAACAUUUGAUGAUGAAACGAGGCAUUAUACAUAUUUUAUUGAAUAUUUUAGUUUAUUUGGUGAUAGAAAAAUUUACUUAUGUGGAAAAAAUUUUAUUGGUUAUGUUCAAGAUAUUAUAUUCAUGGCAGAUAAUCAUCAUGAGAAUUUAAUACAUAACUCUAUACGUAAUCCGGGAUUAAUUGAUUAUGAUCCAAGUGUUCUUUGGAAUAAUCAUGCAAAUAUACCUGAACCGGAGGCUGCUCCUCCGCCAUCAUCCCAAUAUGAAACACGUUCGGGCGGUUCCAUGCCAUGUUACUUUGGCUGUUGGACACCUUGUGAGCGAAUCCAAUGUCUUAAUGGUGGUUAUUGUAUUCAACCAGCAUCUCCAACAUCUUUAGCUUAUUGUCAUUGUCCUUCACAAUAUACCGGAUAUCGCUGUGAACAAUCAGUUGAUCCAUGUUCAAAUUAUCUAUGUAAUCAUGGAAGUUGUCAAAAGGAUCGUACUAGUCAACCGUAUUGUUCAUGCUAUGAAGGUUAUGGUGGUCCACGAUGUGACACUCAAAUUGAUGCAUGUACUCGAAUAUCAUGCAAUUAUGGUACAUGCAUUAGUGAAGGGACAUCAUACAGAUGUCAAUGUCAUCAAGGUUAUGAAGGUUCAGCAUGUGAUCGACAAAUAGAUCCAUGUUCAAAUUUUGUAUGUCAUAAUGGAGGUUUAUGUCGUACACAAGAAAAUCGACCAGUGUGUCAAUGUACACUUGGUUAUCGAGGAACGAAUUGUUAUGAAAUAGAUGAUCCAUGUUCACAUUACGAUUGUUAUGGAGGUAGCUGUAAAACUGAUCACGGUUUAGCUCGUUGUAUAUGCCCAACUGGUCGCACCGGAAGUCAUUGUGAAGAUGAUAUUUGUGUAUUAUAUCCAUGUGCAAACCAUGGUCAAUGUAUACCGGAAGGUGUUUCUAGACGUUGUGUUUGUCCAUCUCCAUAUUAUGGCGAUGAUUGUCGAGAAUAUCCUCCAGCUAAUCCAUGCGAAAAUGUUUAUUGUGGUUACGGACAGUGUCGUGAAGGUGCUUGUAUAUGUUAUACAGGCUACACAGGACCAACUUGUGAAGUUCCACCUGAUCUUUGUGCUAAUAUUAAUUGUUAUCAUGGUACAUGUCAUGAAGGUCGUUGUAUAUGUUACGAAGAGUAUACAGGACCUUAUUGUGAGAUUUCAAGUACAACAACUCCAAUCAUAACAACAACCAUUAUAACAACAACAACGACAACAAAAACACUUCGAGCUCCACAGCCUAUAUUAGCAAAAACUGGUAAAUUAAUUGAUUAUGGCCGUGUAGGUGGUCCUCGUCUUGGCCCAAUUGGUUGGAUAUUAGCACUUGUUAGUGGUUUACUUUUACUGCCACUUGCACUUGCAUUUGCAGCACGUCAAUGUACAGGUGGUGGUUGUAUACCACCCGCACGCCCUAUAUCAGUACCAGUCAGCCGCAUUACAACACAACCAGGUGUUCCUUCGGCAAAGACUAUUCCGAUAGAUAUUGAAGUUAAUAAUUUAGCUGCAGCAGCCGAUGAAAUGGAAACAACACGAAUUGAACAAACACGUGAAGUUGUUAGAGAAUAUAGUGGUAUGGAUACCGCUACUGGUAUUUUUACUAAUUAUCCAACAAUGUCAUCACGUUAUGGUGACUUUGCACGUGAUAAUCAGCAACAACAAACAUCUUCAAGCUAUUCACAACAGCAUAUCAUUGAAACCGAUUAUCAUGCACCACCAGUAGCAGAUUUUGGUUAUGUUCAUGGUGGGGUAACUGAAGGAUAUCGAGAUACGGUCGAAUCAUGGGAAGGUGUUGCUGGUGGUGCUGCUGGUUAUUCAAUGAAUGCUAUGUUUGCUGAUGGUGGUUUACAAACAGAUUAUGAAUUAAGUAAUAUUACUUCAAUUAGUAUGACACCCAAUGGAAAAUAUGCUAUUGUUGGACAAAGUCAAGGACCACCACAAAUAUGGGAUGCUUUGAAUGGACAAUUGGUUUCAAGCAUGCAUGGAACAAGUACCAAUUGUAUUAAAGUUGGAUUAGCAUGUAAUGGAACACUUCUUGUUGGUUUAGCAAGUGAUGGUAUUGAUACUCAAACAAAUAUACUUCAAAUUUGGGAUGUUAACACAGGAAAACCGGUUCAGUUAACACAUCAAAUAAAAUGUGCUACAUUUACAUUAACUAAUGAUUCAAAUAAUCUUGUUAUGGCUGGUAAUCAAAAAUAUGGACGUGGAAUAUCUGUUGGUAUACUUGAUUUAAAUAAUUCAGAAUUAAUAAAAGAAAUUAAAUCAGAUACAAAUCAAUCAUAUGGUGGUACACCAACAUUUAUAGCUUUAACAUCUGAUGAACGUUAUGCUAUUGUUGGUUGUCCAAUGGGAGCAUCAACAAAUUAUGUUGUUUUUGAUAUAACAACACAACACGAAUUAGUUCAACCACCAAUGAUAACAAUCGAUUCGGAUCCAAAAUGUUCACUUGUUUUAAAUAAUGAACAAAUGUUAACAGGAACACGAAAUGGACAAGUUAUUCUUUGGAGUAUACCAUCAUGUCAACGUUUAGGUGUAUUAAAUGAUAAUGGGCAAAACGCACAUAGAGAUAGAAUUACAGAUAUAAAAUUAUCACCUGAUCGUUCAUAUUUUGUGACAUCAAGUGCAGAUGCGACGGCAAAAGUUUGGAAUUCAAAUUCAAAAGAACUUGUUUCACGAUUAGUUGGACAUAGCCGAGAAAUAACUUGUGUAUGUGUAUCAACAAAUCAAUUAGUGACCACUGGUUCAAGAGAUCAAAAUAUAUGUUUAUGGCGUAUACUAUCAGGUCAAUUAGCAUCAACAAUGCCUGUUAAUAUGACACCACUUGAUAUACAUAUGGCUGCACAUAAUCGAACAGUUGUUGCCAUUGGUGAGAAAGAUGGCGAAAGACAAUUAUUAAUGCUUCGUGUUCUAUCCACACAACGAUAA